Messenger RNA from Colletotrichum spaethianum, 408 nucleotides. RefSeq lists its product as uncharacterized. Bases 1 to 408 code for a protein of 135 amino acids. The record is from RefSeq and is a predicted model, not a curated record. The transcript has a single exon. Lineage: Eukaryota; Fungi; Ascomycota; Sordariomycetes; Glomerellales; Glomerellaceae.
AUGUCUUUCUUCGAGGGAGACACACGCAAAGGCGAACAGCCCGCGCCCCCGCCACGGGCCCUCACUCCCGUCGAGAUCGGAGCCAUCGUCGGCACCAUCACCGUCUUUGUCGGUGUCGUAGGGUCUCUUUUGUUCUACCGUGCGCACAAAGCCAAAAAGCGCCGGGAGUUAAACGGCGAAAGGGUAGACGAUGACGAGCAUCAGUUGCAGGGUACGGGGAAUAAAAAGAGUGACGAAGCAUCAUUCCGCGAGGAGACAACGGUAACGAGACUGCCGUCGCCGCCCCCACCAAGAUACCAUCCACCCAGGACCAAGAAGGUUUGGGAUCCCUAUGAGGGUCCCAAGAUGGAUGAUGCUGACGGUAGGCUUCUUCUCCUUGAGAUGAUGUGGCGUAUACUGACGGUGUAA